This is a messenger RNA of Gamsiella multidivaricata, 1620 nucleotides long. Its product is annotated as transmembrane amino acid transporter protein-domain-containing protein. The coding region runs from base 1 to 1620 and encodes 539 amino acids. Gene Ontology annotation, molecular function: amino acid transmembrane transporter activity. The record is from RefSeq and is a predicted model, not a curated record. The transcript is spliced from 4 exons. NCBI's taxonomy places the organism in Eukaryota, Fungi, Mortierellomycota, Mortierellomycetes, Mortierellales, Mortierellaceae. Gene Ontology annotation, biological process: amino acid transmembrane transport.
AUGUCGAACGACGUGUACAAAUGGCAUGAAAAAGAAGCCCGUCAACAGGUCAACCGUGCACAAACCUACCAUGCGCCCCAACCUUCCGUUGGAUCCGCCAAUAUCUCACACAUCAAGGCGCCAGGUGGAUUCCGCCGACAUUUCUUACAGCACGAUGCAGCGGCGCGUGGGGAUCCUGCGCCACAUAUCCCCACAAAGUCGUUUAUUGACUUCUUGGGGCUGUUUAAUAUGUAUGAAUUUGAACAUUUUGCGGGAGAGAACUUUCGACAGACACCGAGGCGGUCGAUUGUGGUGCCGAAGGAUCUGGAGAGGCGGAGGAAGAGUUUCGUGGAGGCUGAGGAGACAGGGGAGGGGUUGAAGUAUUUCAGGCAGGGGCAGGAAAUUGAGGAGGAUGAGACCGUGAUCGAGGAGCCUGAGGAACAGAUCUCGUUCUCGAAAGCCGUGGGUAUGUUGUUCAAAACGUUCAUUGCGAGUGGCAUCCUGUUCUUGCCCAACGCGUUCAAGAACGGCGGUAUCUUGUUUUCGUCCCUAGUCAUGACCCUGAUCGCAGUUCUGUGUCUACACUCGUUCCUGUUGCUGGUCAAGUGUCGUGAGCUGCAACCGGGCUCCUAUGGCGAGAUCGGCGGACACCUUUACGGCCGCUGGAUGCGGUACAUUGUCCUCUUUGCCAUCGCCAUCUCUCAGUUUGGUUUCUGCUGCGGAUACUGUAUCUUUUUCGCACAGCAGUUUGCGAUCGUGGUCGACAGUCUUGGAGGAGCCGAGCUGGAUAAGAUCGUCUGGAUCGCUAUCUUUUUCGUCAUCUUGGUGCCCUUCACUCUCAUCCGUAACAUCUCGAAGCUCGGAUUUAGUACGCUGAUUGCGGACCUGUGUAUUAUUGUCGGAUUGAUCUACUUGUAUGCGUACGAUAUCAAGCAGCUGGUCAUCCACAGAGACUCUCCCUUGCCACUGCAGCUAUUCAACAGCAAGGACUUUGGACUCUUUAUUGGCACAGCUGUGUUCUCGUACGAGGGCAUCGGAAUGGUGAUCCCAAUCUGCGGUAGUAUGAAGGACCCAAGGCAGUUCCCACGGGCACUGACGAUUGUCCUCACAGUUGUCUGCGUGCUCCUCGUCAGUUUCGGUGCCUUGGGUUACGCAGCCUACGGCGCAAACGUCCAGACCAUCGUCCUUGACGACCUACCCCGUGAAACCGGCGGCGAAAAGGCCGGCAAGAACGCCAUCCAAUUGUUGUACAUCAUCGCAAUCUUCCUCACCACGCCCCUGAUGCUCUUCCCUUGCAUCCGUAUUAUCGAGCACAUGGUCUUCAGGGCCGCGGGUACGGGGCCACGAACCAAGGCCAGGCUGAUAAAGGAAAACAUUGUCCGGAUCAUCAUCGACUUUGCGGUCGCGGCCGUUGCCUAUGCGGGUUACACUAAGCUGGAUAUCUUUAUCUCGUUCGUGGGAUCCUUUGCCUGUGCACCGUUGCUCUUCAUCUUCCCGCCCCUGUUCCAUUUCAAGGCCUUUCCCAACCAGCCAAUCUGGCGCAAGGUCAGCGAUAUUGUGCUCAUCCUCUUUGGAUUCCUCGUGUUUUUCUAUACCCUUGUUAUCACGAUUCAAAGCUUUUCAAACAGCAGUGAGCAUUGA